Pocillopora damicornis (cauliflower coral) is the source of this 1743-nucleotide messenger RNA. RefSeq names its product solute carrier family 25 member 35. NCBI's taxonomy places the organism in Eukaryota, Metazoa, Cnidaria, Anthozoa, Scleractinia, Pocilloporidae. The record is from RefSeq and is a predicted model, not a curated record.
AAAACCCGGGACAUGAAAGAUCAAGUUUUGCGCAAACAAGAUUAGUUCCACCUCCACCACAUUGCUCAAAAAUGCAACAACAGUUAAAAGAAUUUGGGUUAGGUGCUACAGCUGCCAGUGGUGCUUGCCUGUUCACAAAUCCUCUCGAAGUUGCCAAAACACGGAUGCAACUUCAAGGAGAACUGAAGGCGCGGGGAACGUACGCGGUCCAUUACAAGAACGCUUUCCACGCGUUUUACACGAUCGGUCGAUACGACGGCCUCAGAUCGUUGCAGAGCGGACUUGUUCCUGCUCUAGUUUACCAAGCUGUGAUGAACGGCUGCCGGCUCGGUUCUUAUCAGGUCUUUACAAACUUAAAACUGACUGCCGACAGCGAAGGUGAAAUUGUGUUUUGGCGUUGCCUAGUUGCCGGUGGCAUUUCGGGAGCUACAGGAGCUUUUUUAGCGAGUCCGGCAUACAUGGUAAAGACACAACUGCAAUCUCAAGCUACAGACACAAUAGCAGUUGGAUUUCAGCAUAGACACACUGGCUUUCUCCAAGCAAUAUCUGGUAUUUACCAGCAGUUUGGCAUUAAAGGACUUUGGCGAGGGGUCAGUGGUGCUCUUGCCCGCGUAAUGGUUGGAUCUGCAGUUCAGUUAUCAACUUUUUCAACCACCAAGGAAAAAAUUUUGCAAACAAAUUUCUUUCCAGCAAGGAGCUGGCUUAUCCCAGCUUCUGCCAGCAUGAUAAGCAGUAUUGCAGUGGUUACAUUUAUGACACCUUUUGAUGUGGUAAGUACACGCCUUUACAACCAAGGCACCAGUGCAAGUGGUAAGGGACUGUUAUAUAAUGGAUUUGCAGACUGCUUCGUCAAAGUAUUCAAACAAGAAGGUAUUUUAGGGUUAUAUAAGGGUUUUGGACCACAUUAUUUCAGAAUUGGUCCGCACACAAUCUUGAGUUUACUCUUCUGGGAUCAACUAAGAGUAUUGUCUGCCUCAUAUGGUUUUUAAAGAAGCCAUGAUGUCUGGUGUGGAUAAUUUCAGUAUUUCAUUGGUUAUUGCUCUUUAUAAGCUAAAUUAUAUACGCAUUUUGGUUCUUAUGCAUAAUCUAUUGGAGGACAGACGCAUGGAUGAUGUCACUAUGAACAACAUUUUACUAUUUGUCAUAUGAAACAAAUAGAUUCCACAUUGCUGUGGCUCUGGAUAGUAAAAGAUAACAGAACACAUCAAAAUAUUGUCAGAGCAUCAACCAUUUUGUUUUUUCAUUCAACACAUUUUGAUGUCAUCUGUGAUAUAUUACUUUACAGAUACUAAAAAGCAUAACAUAUUUGUUAAACAAUGAAAUCUUCAUUGUAGAAGACUUUGACAAGGAUUAUUGAGAUAGUAGUCAACUAUUCAAAUUAUUACUCAUAGUAAAACGGUUUUACAUGUUCAGAAAUAUCCUUAGAGGUUCUUAAAAUGGAAGAGUCUUUAUUUCACACGAUAAGCUGAAUUAUACAGUAAAAGAUGACAGGUUCUUCUCUCACAACUCAUUUUGAUGUCAUCUGUGAUAUAUUACUUAUCAAAUACUAAAAAACAGAAUAUAUUUGUUAAACAAUAAAAUCUUUAUUGUAGAAGACUAUGACAAGGAUUACUGAGAUAGUAGUCUGCUAUUUAAAUUAUUGCUCAUAAUAAAAAAGGUUUUACAUGUCCAGAAAUAUUAUCAGAGCUUCUUAAAAUGGAAGAGUCUUUAUUCCAACAUUAAAAUUUAUUUUAUUUGAACAGA